Homarus americanus (American lobster) is the source of this 1289-nucleotide messenger RNA. RefSeq names its product CDK5 regulatory subunit-associated protein 3-like. The record is from RefSeq and is a predicted model, not a curated record. Gene Ontology annotation, cellular component: endomembrane system. Gene Ontology annotation, biological process: regulation of mitotic cell cycle; regulation of cyclin-dependent protein serine/threonine kinase activity. NCBI's taxonomy places the organism in Eukaryota, Metazoa, Arthropoda, Malacostraca, Decapoda, Nephropidae.
GAUUGGCAGGAGGUAAUCCGACUGUAUGAGAAAGAUAAUGUGUACUUGACCGAGGCAGCUCAGCUACUCGUCCGCAAUGUAAACUAUGAGGUGCCAGGCAUCAAAAGGCAGAUUGCCAAGGGAAGUCAGAUACAACAGGAGUGUGAUCGCAAGGAAGCAGAUUGUAUUAAGGGCAUUGCUGAUUCAAAGAAGAAAUACUUGCAAAUGUGUAAACAGAUUGGAAUUGCUGGUGAUAAGAUAAAACACGAGUUGAUUGAUCUACUGAAGACACUUCCUGAAGAAUUUUCCGCAGUCGCUGAGGCCAGCAAGAAUCUUUCCUCGGCACGCCAGUUAUAUUCGGACUUCCUGUCAUUUACUGUGGAUGAAACUGAGCCUGAAUGCUUACCUUUGCUCAAAUUUAUUAUGGAGCACGGUAAUGUGACCACAUAUGAGUGGCUGUAUGGUGAGGCUCCCUGCAGUAUAGAGGAACCACAGCUUGAUAUUGUACUAACUGAUGAGACAGACAAGACAGCAGAUGACCAAAUUAAUUUUGGUGAUGCAGGAGAAACAAUUGAUUAUGGAGAUACAUCCGGAGAAAUUGACUUUGGAACAGAUCUUGCCUCUGGUGAUAUUGACUGGGGCAAUCUUACCGAGGGUCCAGAAGCUAUUGAUUGGGGCAUUGGUGCAAUAGACGACAUCCCUACAGUUGACAUUGUGGUUGAGGAGUCUGGUAUUGCAGGGGGUGUUGCAAGGGACUCAGAGGCUCUCACACUCUUGUAUCACAAAAAAACACGGAACCAGUUUAUAGAUGAACUCUAUGAGCUUGAGGGGUUCCUAGGACAGCGACUCUCAGAGUUAGAGACCGAAGGAUCUGUAUUCUCCUUCAACCAGUUUACUAAUGCACCUCUGUCUGUCCAAGAUCACACAGCAGAUCAAGUGAGAGUAAUGCUAUCACAGGUCAAGUCAGUAGUGGCCAAGCUGUCCACAACCAAGAUGCAGCAUCUCUUCCUCAUUAGCUCCUCACCAAGGUAUGUGGAUCGACUGGCUGAUUCUCUCAAAUCCAAACUUGCUAUUGGGGAUAAACUAGCCGAAUCCCAAAUAGCUGCCAGACAACGUAAACAAGACACUGCUGAGGAACAACGAAGCCUCAUGCCAAAACUAGCACUCAUCAUUGACCGCACAAAAGAACUACAAUCUCACAUAGCGGAACAUAUCUCCAAGCGCUACAAAAAUAGACCUGUGAACUUGAUGGGUGCUUACAUUAGUAUGCAGUUGUGAAUUACUUUGAUAUUAAAUCACUAUAAAUUUUG